AUGGCGUCCAGGUUCGAUGAAGAUCUUUUCUGUCCGGUCUGCAGCGAGGUCUUCAGAGACCCGGUCAUCCUGUCCUGCAGCCACAGCUUCUGCAGAGACUGUCUGCAGGACUGGUGGAAGACGAAGGAGGAGCAGAGGUGUCCGGUUUGUGGGAGCUGGAGCUCAAAAGGACAUCUUCUUCCUAACAUCACCUUGAAGAAGCUCUGUGAGAGUUUCCUGCAGGAGGGUCUCUGCACUCUGCACCUCCAGAAGCUCAAGUUCUUCUGUCUGGACCAUCAGGAGCUGGUCUGUGAGGUCUGCAGAGACUCAGGGAGACACACCAACCACAGUUUCAGACCCGUCGAUGAAACCGCUCGAGAGCACAGGUUCUUUCUGGAGGAGACUCCAGAGUCUUUGGGCGAGAGUCUACGUUAUCUUCAGGAAGUUCAGGAGAAGUUUGAUCAAACAGCUGAACACAUUCAGGUCCAGGCCCGGCUCACAGAGAGGCGGAUUAAGGAGCAGUUCCUGAAGCUUCACCGGUUUCUAGAGGAGGAAGAGGAGGCCAGGCUGUCUGCACUGAGGGAGGAAGAGGAGCAGAAGAGUCGGAGGAUGAAGGAGCAGAUGGAGGCUCUGAGCAGACAGAUCGCAGAUCUUUCAGACACAGUCAGAGCCACAGAGGACCUGCUGAGAGCUGAAGACCUCUCAUUCCUGAAAAACUACACUCCAACAAUGCUCAAAAUCUUCCAACACUCCCAGAUCGAGGUUCCACAGCUGCCCUCAGGAGCUCUGAUAGACCAGGCCAAACAUCUGGGCAACCUGAGCUUCAACAUCUGGACCAAGAUGAAGGGUAUGGUCUCCUACUGUCCUGUGAUCCUGGAUCCAAACUCUGCUCAUCCUGAGGUUCUCCUCUCUGAAGAUCUGAGCUCUGUGAGCCGAGGAGAGGAGCAGCAGCUUCCUGAUAACCCAGAGAGGAUCUCUCAUGAUGGUUCAGUCCUGGGAUCUGAGAGCUUCGAGUCAGGGUCCCACAGCUGGGAGGUGGAGGUCGGAGAGAGCUCAGACUGGGAACUGGGAGUGAUGGAGAAGUCCAUCUACGGGGAAAGAGUCAGAUGGUCCACAUCAUGGGGGGUGAGACUCAGUGAUGGACUUUAUAAAACACACUCAUCAACAACAGGUGGACAGACCGUCCUCCAAGUGAAGAAACAUCUCCAGAAGAUCAGAGUGGAUCUGGACUUGGACAGUGGACAGCUGUCCUUCUCCGACCCUGAUACUGGAUCACACGUCCACACCUUCAAACCCACCUUCACCGAGAGGGUGACCCCGUUCAUGAAGACUGGAACCGAACCUUCACUGAGGAUUUCACCACUGAAGGUUUCUGUAACUGUGGAGCAACCGACACGGGGGGGUGAGGAAGACGAUGAGGAGGGUGAUGAGGAUCAUGAUCAUAAUGAUGUUCAAGAUGAUGAUGAUGAUGAUGAUGAGGAUGUUUAUGAUGAUGUUGCUGGUCAUGAUCAUAAUGAUGAACAAGAUGAUAAUGCUGAUGAUGACCAUGAUGAUGAUGAUGAUGAUGACUAUGAUGAGGAGGUUUAUGAUGAUGUUGAUGUUGCUGGUCAUGAUCAUGAGGUUCAAGAUGAUGACUGUCAACAAUGACAGAUAAGGACGUUGACAAUAAAAACAAAAAUAACAAUAAAAGUUGAGAUAGAAAUGAAAAGUUGAUGAGAUGGAUAUCUAUUUGAUAGCUGAUAAAGAUGAUGAUGAUGAUGAUAAUGAUGAUGACUAUGAUGAUGAUGAUUUUGAUGAUGUUGAUAGUCUUGAUCAUGAUCACAAUGAUGUUCAUGAUGAUGAUGACUAUGUCAACAAUGAGAGCUAAGGACGUUGAUCAUCAUCAUCAUCAUCAUGAUGUCCAUGAUGAUGAUGAUGAUGAUGAUGAUGAUGAUGUUGAUGUUGCUGGUCAUGAUCAUGAUGAUGAUGAUGAUGAUGAUGACUAUGAUGAGGAGGUUUAUGAUGAUGUUGCUGGUCAUGAUCAUAAUGAUGUUCAUGAUGAUAAAGAUGAUGAUGACCAUGUCAACAAUGAGAGCAAAGGACGUUGACAAUAAAAACAGAAAAUAACGAUAAAGUUGAGAUAGAAAUGAAAAUGAUGAUGAUGAUGAUAAUGAGGUUUCUGAUGAUGUUGAUGAUCAUGAUCAUCAUCAUCAUCAUUAUCAUCAACAUCAUGAUGUCCAUGAUGAUGAUGAUGAUGAUGUUGAUGUUGCUGGUCAUGAUCAUAAUGAUGUUCAUGAUGAUAAAGAUGAUGAUGACCACGUCAACAAUGACAGCAAAGAUAAUUAUGAUGAUACUGUUGUUCAUAUGAAGAUCAGGACCAUCCAGUCCUGGUUUUGGUCCUUGUCCCUCUUUAGUACAGAGAUUUCUUCUGAUCUUCUGAAUCUUUAAAUGAUCUGAUCUUCUGUAGACGAUGAAAUCCAUCCAGGAACUUAAUUCUGAACCUGUUAAAUUUUUCGCUCACACAGUCUCUCACAGAGUCCUGAACCUUUGAGAGACUCCGCCUCUCUGAAGGUCCGUCUUGGACCCGGUCAUGUGACUAACCUGUUGGACAUUCACAUCAAUGGUUGGAGAUGUUUCUCCAGAUGUUUGUUGAGCAUUAAACCUUUGGACCUGUUUUGUUGUUCCUCCCAUUAAAACCUGAGCAGAUGUCACUCACAUGUUUCUGACUUUUUUCCAUAUAAACUGUUUUUUUUUCGUACUCAGUUUAAGCGACGGUUUAAAUCACCUUUGAUAUUUGUCUCUCCUGGAAUGAAGGCUCUUCUGAUAAACAUGUUCCUCCAGUUUCACCACAACCAUGAAAAGCAAACGGCCCUGAGGUUUUUCUCAUGUGAACAGAUGACAGUGAUUUAGUCCAACAGUAAAGGUUUUAUUUCACUGAACAGAAGAACCUCAAUCAACAUUUUCCCCUAAAACAACAGAUCAGACAGAAGUUUGGGACCCCCGACGGUUUACUGACCUGCAGCCAGAAGACUCAGGAGAUUUAA
This is a messenger RNA of Xyrichtys novacula (pearly razorfish), 3002 nucleotides long. Lineage: Eukaryota; Metazoa; Chordata; Actinopteri; Labriformes; Labridae. The record is from the annotation of a GenBank genome assembly.